CCUGACCUCCGCCACGCCAUCUAUCCGUCCUCCAUGAAACUAGGCGUCCGCUACCACCUGCGUUCCCUGUGCGCCACGCCCCUCUGCACUGACGCCCUCGUGCUGUACCUGGCCGGCCCUACGCUCAACGACGGCACGCUCCUGCUGUGGGACCAGGACAGGAACGGACUGCUGCGAGGCGGGGAGGUGUAUAGCCCAAGGGAACUUUUGCGUGACCUGGAGAACUGCGCCGCCCGGCAGGUCACGCUGCUCGUCGACACGUCCUAUGCGGGGGAGAUCGUGAAGGCAUUCGCGCACUCCAAGAAACACAAGAAUGUCCAGGUUUACGCCGCGGGGGGGUCCGAUGACUACUCCUGGGGCACGGAGUUCACCAGACACUGGACUCACUACUCCCACACGCACUCCUGCACUCGCCAGGUCCAUGAGACGUCCCUGAGUGCCGUCCACCUAUCCACGCCCGCUUCCUUCGACGGCUCCAACGGCGAGCUGCGGAAAACCAUCUUCGGGGCGCCGUGUGACGUCUCGCCGCCCUUCUCCUGGCGGGAACUCCACCACAGCUACUUCGGCUGCCAGAACACACCCACCGCCAUCUGGCUUCGUGCUGGGGCUUCGAACUUCUCGCCCCCGGAUCUUCGAGACAUCAUCGACGAGUUCUUCCCGCCUCAGAUGGGGGAGACCUCCGCCAGCGAGCAGUGAGGGAGGGAGGGGGAACGAGGGAGGCAGA
This is a messenger RNA of Penaeus chinensis, 724 nucleotides long. RefSeq lists its product as uncharacterized. The record is from RefSeq and is a predicted model, not a curated record. The transcript is spliced from 4 exons. NCBI's taxonomy places the organism in Eukaryota, Metazoa, Arthropoda, Malacostraca, Decapoda, Penaeidae. Bases 34 to 696 code for a protein of 220 amino acids.